AUGCCACUAAACCCAAUUUCUGAAGUUGAGAUCUUUGAUGUAUGGGGAAUAGACUUCAUGGGACCUUUCAAGCCUGAUUCAAACGGGCACAACUACAUUUUGGUGCUGUGGACUAUGUCCAAAUGGAUUGAAGCCAUUCCCUGCCCAGCCUGUGAUGCCAAGGUUGUUAUCAAGCUUUUCAGAACCAUCAUCUUUCCAAGAUAUGGCAUCCCAAGGGUUGUUAUCUCGGAUGGAGGUUCCCAUUUCAUCAACAAGGUGUUUGAGAAGUUGAUGAAGAACUAUGGAGUCAAGCACAAGGUGCCACGCCCUACCAUCCUCAAACCAGUGGGCAAGUUGAGCUUGCCACUUGCCUGUGGAGGUGAAUACAAGGCGUUAUGGGCAGUAAAGAUGCUCAACUUUGAUAUAAAGGCAGCACAAGAGAAAAGAGUCAUGAACUUGCACGAGUUGGAGGAAAUCAGAAUGAAUGCCUAUGAGAACUCCAAGAUCUAUAAAGAGGAACCAAGGCAGCCCAUGCAAACUGAUUCGCCUUAA
Microthlaspi erraticum is the source of this 531-nucleotide messenger RNA. The record is from the annotation of a GenBank genome assembly. NCBI's taxonomy places the organism in Eukaryota, Viridiplantae, Streptophyta, Magnoliopsida, Brassicales, Brassicaceae.